AUGAUUUGACGUUUUAUCAACAUAACCUCAAAUUGUUAUUACAAAGCACUUCUGAAAUAAAGUUAUCCACCGGUGAAGAAUCAUGGAUUGUUUAAUAGGUAUUAAAUUCAACGAUUUUGCAAUUGUUGCGGCCGACAUGACCAACGCUCAUAGCAUAAUCGUUAUGAAAACAGAUGAAAAUAAGCUGUACAAGCUGUCCAACAAAUUGGCAAUGGCUAUAUCCGGAGAACAGGGCGAUACAAUUCAGUUCGCCGAGUAUAUUGCAAAAAAUGUGCAGUUGUAUAAGAUGCGAAACAACUAUGAACUGAGCCCCAAGGAAGCUUCUCAUUUCACGCGCCGCAUUUUGGCGGAUAAUUUGCGAACUAGGACACCGUAUCAUGUUAAUUUGCUGUUGGCGGGGUAUGACAAUCAAGAUGGUCCACAGUUGUAUUACAUGGAUUAUUUGGCGUCUGUGGCUAGCGUAGACUAUGCCGCUCAUGGUUAUGGUGGUUACUUCUCACUGUCCAUCAUGGAUCGUCAUUAUUUACCGACCAUGACCCGCGAGCAGGGCUAUGACUUGUUAAAGAAAUGUGUGAAAGAAGUUCACAAGAGACUCAUUGUCAAUCUGCCAAACUUCAAAGUGCAGGUUGUGGAUAAGGAUGGUGUUCACGAUAUGCCUACAAUUACCAUUGAUAGCUUGAAAAACGAGUAAUUGUGUUUAAUAAUAUAUUUUUUAAUAAAA
Zophobas morio is the source of this 721-nucleotide messenger RNA. RefSeq names its product proteasome subunit beta type-2-like. The record is from RefSeq and is a predicted model, not a curated record. The transcript is spliced from 3 exons. The coding region runs from base 83 to 691 and encodes 202 amino acids. NCBI's taxonomy places the organism in Eukaryota, Metazoa, Arthropoda, Insecta, Coleoptera, Tenebrionidae. Gene Ontology annotation, cellular component: proteasome core complex, beta-subunit complex; cytosol; proteasome core complex. Gene Ontology annotation, biological process: proteasomal protein catabolic process.